This is a messenger RNA of Talpa occidentalis (Iberian mole), 2014 nucleotides long. RefSeq names its product ankyrin repeat domain 10 (gene ANKRD10). Gene Ontology annotation, molecular function: protein binding. The transcript has 6 exons. Lineage: Eukaryota; Metazoa; Chordata; Mammalia; Eulipotyphla; Talpidae. Bases 1 to 1272 code for a protein of 423 amino acids. The record is from RefSeq and is a predicted model, not a curated record.
AUGUCGGCGGCGGGAGCGGGCGCGAGCGUGGAGGCGGGCUUCUCCAGCGAGGAGCUGCUGUCGCUGCGCUUCCCGCUGCACCGCGCCUGCCGCGACGGGGACCUGGCGGCGCUGUGCUCGCUGCUGCAGCAGGCGCCGCGCGCGCACCUGGCCGCCGAGGACUCCUUCUACGGCUGGACGCCCGUGCACUGGGCCGCGCACUUCGGCAAGCUGGAGUGCCUGGUCCAGCUGGUGCGAGCCGGAGCCACUCUGGACCUGUCCACCACGCGCUACGCCCAGACCCCAGCCCACAUCGCUGCUUUCGGGGGCCACCCCCAGUGUCUCCUCUGGCUGAUUCAGGCAGGAGCCAGCAUUGACAAACCGGACUGUGAGGGCGAGACCCCCAUCCACAAGGCGGCUCGCUCCGGGAGCCUCGACUGCAUCAGCGCCCUGGUGGCCAGCGGGGCUCGAGUCGACCUGAGAAAUGCCAGCGGCCUGACAGCAGCAGACAUUGCUCAAACCCAGGGUUUCCGGGACUGUACCCAGUUUCUCUUGAAUCUCCAGAAUUGUCAUCUGAACCGUUUCUAUAGCAACGGCACCUUGAAUGGGGGCCCUCCGAGUAUAUUUCCCGAUCAUGUAAGUGUGGGAACACAUCGCAAGAGAUGCUUGGAAGACGCGGAACCCUUUGGAGUCAAGAAGGCGAGAACCGAAGCGCCCCGCUCAGCCGGCGCCCUGCCCCCCGCCCCCGGUGCUGCGGACGACGACUCGGACGGCAUGGACGGCAUGCACGUGGACAGGGAGCUCGCCAGCCUAACAGAUGUGACAGACAGUAGCUCCGCGGCGAGUCCACUGACAAACGGAUGUCCCAUCAGUGGACACGUGGCCUGCCCCUCCACGACCCAGCCCGGUGGGAUGGCGAGCAGGAGCGCCCCGUGCCCAGCGGGGCCUGGCGCCGGCAGCGGUGGGCUGGCCCCGGGCCGGCCGACGGUCAACGGCCAGGGCCCGCUCUGUGCGGUCGGGGGCGAGGAGCCGGACAGGGCGCCGGGCGUCAACCCCGAGAUGUGCGGCUCGCUGCACCUCAACGGCAGCCCCAGCAGCUGCGUGGCCAGCAGGCCCUCCUGGGCGGAGGACGCCGGGGAGCACCUGCACUACGGUCACUACCACGGCUUUGGGGACACGGCCGAGAGCAUCCCUGAGCUGAGCAGCGUCCUGGAGCACUCGCGCUCCGUGAAGGUGGAGGAGCGCUACGCCAGCGCCGUCCUGGGCACCAUGCACCUCUACCACGGCUCCUGAGGCUGCCCGCCCAGGCGCACCUGGGCCUCAGCGCCCGACUUUCACAAGGCGGCCCUGGCGCCAGGGUCCUGCCCCCGCAGGGCUUGUCGCCUCCGGGCCUCGUGCCCCCACCACCGCGCACCAGUCCUGACGUCCCUUCAGAGCGGUCCCGUGCGUCGCCGCCCGCCCCUGCCUGGUCACUGCCGGGGUGGGGCCGGCGCGGGGCUCUUUCUCAACGCCCGGCGGUGAGGCUUUGCCCGGGACACCGGGGCCAGGCCCAAGGGGCUCCUUAGCCGGCACAGCCUCGGUUUCGGGAACAGCUUAGCCUGGGGCCUGCCUGGCCCUAGUCCCAGUGCCACCGCCCUCCUGACCGUCACCGCGGCAGUUGCUGUCUGUAGGACCGUCACGUCCAAAUACCGGACUCUUUGGACUUCUGUUUCCUUAGUCCUUCCUUUUUGGGGUUUCCUGCUUUACAGCAUAUACCACUUAGGACUCUCCAGUUAGCCGAGGGCGCUUGGACUCUUCCUAAAGCCGCGUUGAGCUCGUGGUUUUCUAGAACCCGGCUUUGUAGGCGACGGGUGGCUCCACUGUGCGGGUGUUGUGAUGACUUUUUACUUUUCUGACUUUUGUAAUAAAAAUUGGUGUAGAGAAACGUCAGGUGACAAACAGUGCUCUCCAGGUGUCGCUCGUCCUGUUUCUAAACUCUCCUUUACACGUUGAAUAAAAAGCUCACAGGCUGCCGGCUCUGGGGUGUGCUUUCUUG